Messenger RNA from Podarcis muralis (Common wall lizard), 1782 nucleotides. It is a transcript of the gene CRYL1, whose product is annotated as crystallin lambda 1. Gene Ontology annotation, molecular function: L-gulonate 3-dehydrogenase activity; NAD+ binding. Gene Ontology annotation, biological process: fatty acid metabolic process. NCBI's taxonomy places the organism in Eukaryota, Metazoa, Chordata, Lepidosauria, Squamata, Lacertidae. The record is from RefSeq and is a predicted model, not a curated record.
CCUUGGAAUUGGGGGGUGGCGGGGUGGGGAGGAAGCGCUGCCUUGAAAAGGGAUCCGCUGGCCCACGUUCCCCCCCAGUGGCUUUUCCCGGGUUCUCCUCCUCCUACCGUGUGAGUGCUGCAACCUGAACCUGGCACAAUGGAUCCCGUGCAAGAGGGACGUGUUGUGAUUGUUGGCAGUGGACUCAUUGGAUGUAGCUGGGCCAUGUUAUUUGCUUCUGGUGGAUUUCAAGUAAAGCUUUAUGAUAUUGUACAAGAACAGGUAACAAAAGCCCUGGAAAAAAUUGGCAAAGAAUUGAAAGAACUAGGAAAGACAGGAAUGCUGAAAGGUACUCUGACAGCUGACAAGCAGCUGUCUCUCAUUAGCGGCUGCACAGAUUUAAAAGCGGCAGUAGAGGGUGCCAUUUACCUUCAGGAGUGUACGCCUGAGAACCUAGAACUGAAAAAGAAGAUUUUUGGCCAGUUAGACCUUAUUGUCAGUAAUGAUGUAAUACUAGGCAGCUCAACCUCUUGUCUUAUGCCUUCAAAGUUGUUCACUGGGCUAAAGCACGUUAAGCAGUGUAUCGUGGCACAUCCUGUAAACCCACCAUAUUAUGUUCCUCUGGUUGAAUUGGUUCCCCACCCAGAAACUGAACCUUCUACAGUCGAGAAAACCUAUGCUCUGAUGAAGAAGAUUGGGCAAUCUCCGGUUCGGUUGACAAAAGAGAUAGAUGGUUUUGCUCUGAACCGACUCCAGUAUGCAAUCAUUAGUGAAGCAUGGAGACUUGUUGGUGAUGGAGUAAUAUCUUCUGAUGAUUUGGACCUUGUAAUGUCUGAUGGCUUGGGAAUGCGGUACGCUUUUAUUGGACCCCUGGAAACCAUGCAUCUGAAUGCAGAAGGAAUGCUGAACUAUUGUGACAGAUACCGUGAAGGUAUGAUACGUGUCUUGAAAACCUUUGGGCCAAUACCGGAUUUUGCAGGGAAAACAGAACAGAAAAUCAAUCAGGCAAUGUGUGAAAAGACCCCAGCUGACCCUGAACACCUAAAUGCCAGAAGACACUGGCGAGAUGAAUGUCUUGCACGCCUGGCUAAACUGAAAAAGGAAAUUAAAUCUGACGAUAUGCAUAAUCUUUAAACCAAAGGGGGCAGUCAUCAUUGGAUUGGUAUUUGAAUGGGCACAUGCAUCUCUUCCACAAGCAGAUGUUAAAAGCAUGGAAGACUCAGUUGCAAAUGCCAGAGUUGGUCAAUCCAUAUAACUGUAGUCAAGUUAAUUAAAGCUGGAAUAUUUUUUAUCUAAAGCUACAAUCCUAAACCCUUGGGGCAGAUGCAUGGAUUUCAGUGGGACUGCAUAUUUGAUUGUAAAUUGCACCUUCAAUGCAAGACUUCCUUCAUUUUAAGUAACAUCCUGUAUUACAGAAAUUACUAAUUAUUAUGUAAUUUUCGUAAUUUUACUCUGGGAUGGCUUCUUAUCAGCACUCCCUUAAAUAUAAAUAGUACAGAAUGAUGCUUGUUAUAAUCAUACUUUGUGGUUAAUUUAGCCCAAGAUGUGUUUGAGCUUGCAUUUUGGGGAAUAUAAGAUUAGGCUGGGACAAAAAUAAUGACUGGUUGUUCCUUUGGGCUGCAUUCUGCUCUGUUGAGUACUAGCCAUCACACCCUGAUUUAUGCUCAAUUGAGAUUAUAAGCAAAUUCAUUUGGAGACAAGUCUGUUUCAUUAAUGUUAAAGGGCUUUUAACAUUAUGAACUUUGCAUCAUAGACUUUGGUAUGGUGUCUGUGAUGGCAAUAAAUCUACACAGGAACAUAUAA